GCCAUUCCCAUUCUCGGUCUCGUUCCAUCAAUCAUUCGUCGUGAUCUCUGAAGUUUCUGUUUCUAUUGCUCGGAAAUGGCUUCCUCGCUUCCUCCUCUAAAGAGGCUCGUCUUCUCCAACCUCCUCCCGAAGCCCCUUCUCGUCGCUCGCUCGGCGGCACAGCCGGCAUCUCGGCUCUUCAACACCAACGCUGCUCGUGUUUCAGACUCCGACGACUACGAAUGUAGCGUCAACGGCGUUCGGCGCUGGUGCAAUCGCCCUGCUCUCCGUCGCGUCAAGUUCGCUCCCUUCUCGUUCUUAGAUGCAUUUGAUCCGUUCUCAACGACGAGGAGCCUCAGCCAGAUCCUGAACGCGAUGGACCAGAUCAUGGACUCCCCAUUGACCGCCGCCGCGACCCCCGGCUCUGGAUCACCUCUCCGCCGAGGCUGGGACGCGAGGGAGACAGACGACGGCCUCUACCUCCGUGUGGAUAUGCCUGGAUUGGGCAAAGAGAGCGUGAAGGUGUCUGUGGAGCACAACACACUAAUCAUUAGGGGCGAAGCUGAAAAGGAAUCCGGCGACGAGGAUGCCGGGCGUAGGUACACUAGCAGGAUCGAUCUCCCGGAGAGGCUGUACAAGACCAAUGAGAUCAAAGCCGAGAUGAAGAAUGGCGUCCUCAAGGUCGUGGUGCCGAAAGUGAAGACGGAAGAGAAGGGAGCUGAUGUGUUCAACGUCAAGGUUGAGUGAGUGAUUUUCCUCGUAAUUCAUAAAUAAAUUUGUGAAUCGAAUUAGGUAAAGGCCUAAAGCCUAAUGUUUGCCUUUGAUUGAUAGCGGAUUCUGAAUUCCAAUUUUGUUAAUUUCCCAACUUGAGAUUGUUGAGCCCAAAUACUUUCCUCCAUGUGGGCCGUUGUGAUUUGAAUUGAGGAGACCGUAUCAAUCUACUUCAACCUCUCAUGAACCUGUUUCUAAUUCAGGGCCCAUUCAGUUUAGCCCUUUGCAAACUCAAUUGGGCCCAUGAAUUAAUGCAAACAAUUAAUUUAAAAAUGGUAUUGAACUUUCAACACAAUCGAUAUAUGUUGCAAGACAAGAUUUAUACAAACCUUGGAUUUUGUUGAUUAUUGCGAUCCUUUCUGCUA
This is a messenger RNA of Diospyros lotus (date-plum), 1115 nucleotides long. RefSeq names its product heat shock 22 kDa protein, mitochondrial-like. Lineage: Eukaryota; Viridiplantae; Streptophyta; Magnoliopsida; Ericales; Ebenaceae. The transcript is spliced from 2 exons. The record is from RefSeq and is a predicted model, not a curated record. The coding region runs from base 76 to 726 and encodes 216 amino acids.